Salvelinus namaycush (lake trout) is the source of this 1018-nucleotide messenger RNA. Its product is annotated as splicing factor U2AF 35 kDa subunit. The transcript is spliced from 8 exons. The record is from RefSeq and is a predicted model, not a curated record. NCBI's taxonomy places the organism in Eukaryota, Metazoa, Chordata, Actinopteri, Salmoniformes, Salmonidae. Gene Ontology annotation, molecular function: metal ion binding; pre-mRNA 3'-splice site binding. The coding region runs from base 62 to 781 and encodes 239 amino acids. Gene Ontology annotation, cellular component: U2AF complex; spliceosomal complex. Gene Ontology annotation, biological process: mRNA splicing, via spliceosome.
GUUACCCUUUCUGUCGGUGGUCCACAUUUUACACUCUUUGGUUUAGUCGACAUAAUCGAAAAUGGCGGAAUACCUGGCGUCCAUUUUCGGUACAGAGAAAGAUAAGGUGAACUGUUCUUUCUACUUUAAAAUUGGUGCCUGCCGCCAUGGUGACCGAUGCUCCAGGUUACAUAAUAAACCAACUUUCAGCCAGACCAUCGUGACCCAAAACAUCUACCGUAACCCCCAAAACAGUGCGCAGACGGCAGACGGCUCCCACUGUGCCGUCAGUGAUGUGGAGAUGCAGGAGCACUAUGACGAGUUCUUUGAGGAGGUCUUCACAGAGAUGGAGGAGAAGUAUGGAGAGGUGGAGGAAAUGAACGUGUGCGAUAACCUGGGAGACCAUCUGGUCGGAAACGUAUAUGUGAAGUUCCGUCGUGAAGAAGACGCUGAGAAGGCAGUGAUGGAUCUGAAUAACCGCUGGUUCAACGGUCAGCCCAUCCACGCCGAGCUCUCUCCCGUUACAGACUUCAGAGAAGCCUGCUGCCGCCAGUACGAGAUGGGGGAGUGCACUCGAGGAGGCUUCUGUAACUUCAUGCACCUGAAGCCCAUCUCUAGGGAGCUGAGGAGGGAGCUGUACGGACGCCGCAGGAAGAGGGGAGGGGGGCAUCAUUCUCGCUCCCGUUCCAGGGAACGUCGUUCGCGCUCGAGGGACAGAGGAAGGGGAGGAGGUGGAGGUGGAGGUGGACGCGACCGCGAGAGAAGGCGCUCCAGAGACAGAGAACGCUCGGGAAGAUUCUAAACUGAGCAUCUACCAAACAGCCACCCCUCCCAUCUCCAUUAUCACUCUCCAUCCAUCCCCAAAUCCCUCUAUCCUUGCCUCCAUUGCGGCUUAUCAAUUCACCCUUGGCCCUUUCAUGUAAUUGUGUCCCAAUGACAAAUUAAUUGGAAUAUGUUGGACUUGUUUUUUUUUUUUCUUAUUUUUAUUCAAGAAAUGGAACACUUUCCUUUUCAAUAAAAAAACUAUAUGAUUUCUACA